GACCUUCACAGCAGCAACGCAGCAGCAAACAUGUUCAAUGGCUAUGCCAAACGCGACUCUUCAGCAAGGAUGUGUCCCGAUGGAGAAGAGUGCUUGUACAGCGAUUGUCCUUACGCACAUCCUGGAUAUCCUGAUUUACAACGCCAAAUUUGCAAUAUGCAACGCUGGAACUUGUUGACUUGCGCAGAAAGGCAUCCAUAUGAUUGGUACCACAGUCGCUGUGAGCGCGGGAGGGAAUGUCGUUUUAGUGAUUGCAGAGGAUCUCAUCCAAAGCGACCGCGCACAUGCAGAAGCGCAAAUCACUGCGCCAACCCCGAGUGCGGGUUGCUGCAUCCCCGGUCAUGGCAAGCGCCUGCGGCGGAAGACACACAGCAGGCUCAGGAAGCUGAGGAGGGCGAGGAUGCUGCGGAGUUCAAUGAGUGGGGCUUCCCCAUUCGUUCUGAAGGGCGAACCAAGAUGUGUGAAUUUUACCGCAGCACCGGAUGGUGUAAAUUUGGCUCUCUUUGCAAUGCUCAUCAUAAGGGCGCCGGCGGCUCGGAAAAAGGGGUGUGGCUUCAAGGCAGGCUAAAGAAGGACGAAUGGCAGGAACAGGAGGGCGUGAUUCAACGUGCGCACCUGGGUUUUGUGGUACAAGUCCAAGGUCGCAACGGCACGAAGACUGAGUGGAAGGUUCCAGAUUACGCGUGGCCGUUAGAGUGCCCCAUUCCACCAGAGGAGACUGGUGGCUUGCUGGAGUGUUUCUGCGGAGAUGGCGAUGUACUCAAAUACAUUCGAGUGAGGCACGAGCCCAAAAGAUCGAACAAGGAAUGGUACCGACCCGUAAUUUUAGCGCAAGAUCCCAAGGAAUAUCCAUGGCUGGAUGUGGUUGUGGUCAAUGGCGAAAGCGAAAGGGCACAGAUCCCCAUUCAGCUGCCCACGUACCGCGUGCCCUUGAAAAAAGGCAUGUUGGCGGAGCUCAUGUGCAGCGGCACUUACGGGAAGAAUGCUGUGGUCGCCGUGCUUCAUCGCCCGGAUGACUUAAAGCUUGAGGUGAAGUAUUCUGCUAUAUUAUGGACCCUCCCAGCGGCAGUCUGAACAAUCCCUGACACGGGGCCUUGAGACCUUUCAGCUGAGGACGCGCAGGAGAGGUCUGCAGACCUCAGCGCGAUAACUGGGCUGCAGGCACGAAGCACUGCCGCUUUCGAGGAUUUCUGCCGCUACGUUCUGCUUGAUGGCUUCACCCGGCUUAUCUACACAAGCAACCCUUUGGAAGAUUUGCAAAGUGCCGAUCCCGACGCGCUUAUGAAGUGCCAGCCAAAAGUAUCAAAGCCAGUCGAUGCCAAAUGGAGCAACAGAUUCAGAUGGCUUUGCAAGCUUUUGGAGUGGCUUUUGGCCAUCAAAGGCGGGUCCUUCCGCGCUCAGUAUAAAACUACUUCAGAAGGUAAAGACAACAGAUUAAUCAAAGACAGUGUCGUCUUAAAGAACGGCAUUUUGCAGAAUCUGUUGAACGAACUUCAAAACCUGCACGUACAGUCUGAGACCUGCGAGUGCGGCAAGGUGAAGAUGAAAUGUCCUCUUUGCGAGCAACUGUUUUGUGGCCAGCCAAAUGUUCAUCGCGAGCCCAGCAUGUGUGUUGUGGACGAUGUCCACCCUAUUUUCCCAGACUCAGGUGAUGCAGUCCAGAACGCCGCGAGUUUGUUAAGGUGGGCCUUGCAACAAACUCUCCAGCAUGUAUUCAUGAGAGGCCUCCUGGACAGCAGGAGCUCGCACGGAUUUCAAGAAAAGAAGCCGACGCUUAGGGAUUGGGUGCCUAGUUUUCGAGAGCAUCUGCAGUUCCAUCGAAAAGACCUGACCAAACCUGCAGACUAUUUUGAGCAGAGCAGAAAGGAGGAUAUGAUGUUUUUUGAGCAAGAGAUCAAUACAAAGAUAAAAGAGGCCUUGACUGGGCAACGCCAUGCAGUGAAGCACCUGGGCUCAGACGGCGACAUGAACGAGUUUGUGCUGAACAACAUGCGUCCAGAAGGUUUUGGGCACUUGCUUAGUUUGAAGUAUGGCAUCCGAUGCAGCACAGUACACGGCUCCAACUCUGUUACGCUGAAGCAUGUCCUCCAGUCUUUCCCUACAGCUGAGGAGUUGUUGCAGGCUUUGACUGGUGUGCCAAUGGUCAGGCCGCAGGCAGUGUCCGGGGAUAUCCGAGAAUUGCUGCAAUCACAGCCGUUUUGGGAUGUGUUUUGGCUGGACUGGAACGGCGUUUUGAAUCGAGAAGACCGCGACAAGAUUUCGACGAAGGAUUGGAGGCACGAGGAGCUGAAAGAAGGAGGAAUUGUACUGAAAAACAGGUCGCAGAUAUACAGAUUCAACGACCCAAGCCCGACCGACCUUGGUUGCAUCACAGUGUGUUGCGCCAGCAAUGAGAGAGAUCCCAUGACAACAUCCAAGUGCAGGUUGGAGCGGGGCGGAGGCGCUGAAUCCUUGAGCUUCAACUUGCACUUUUGUUAUGAGCACGAGCUCCAAGCAAAGAUGCCGCACAAGUGGAUGAGAGUUGCCUUGAAGCGAACAGGCAAGCCUUUUGGCGACUGUUUUACGGAGUUUGAAAGCAGAUCUGACUUGUCAGAGCUUGCGGAGUGUUCAGCUCAUGUGCUGGUGGGCAAGACGGGGAAGUUCACAGUCAGAAGUGGUGCGCUCGACGCAAACCCAGAGGAUGAGGACUUCCCACUCAAGAUGUACACUCAGGAUUCAUACUAUGAAUACCUGACAGGCACAGCGGUGGUGCACUGGGAUGGCUCAGAGAGUGAAUUGAACCGGCAAGAGCGGCACUACGAGCGCGGUGAUGGUGGCAAGCUCCAGCUUGUGCAGUUGCAUCCGACCUUGGCGACUAACAACAAUUCCGAAGCCAACAAUUCCGAUGCUAAGGCAGUUGCUGAUUUCUGGCGGAAGAUCUACGAUCGAAUCGAGCACUGCGAACGUCAUGCUUUUGUCUACCAGCGUGAGGUUGAGGCGGACUUAGACUUCACCAGAAUGGCAGCCAUUGUGCUAAACAACGCGUUGAUUGACACAAUUGACUCAUUUUUCGGCAAAACAAUUGCCCCCAAGGCAGAUGAGAUGACCUUUAUGAAGCCGCCCCCGCCCGGCAGUGAACCAAUGCGAGAAGGGUAGGGCGCCACCUAUUGGGGCAAGCGACCAGGAGGGAGACCUGGAUGUGGCCAUUCAUCAUAUUUCGAGCUAUUUGCUCCCCCGGUGACCCGGUGAAGUAGGGCUUUUAGGAAUCUGAGCGUUUAAGAGACGCGCGGUGGUUCGAAAUCCACUACACCAAGUUGGUGACCAUCCAGUGCCGCGGGACACAAAUCGACGCCGCCUUGCCAAGAUGACGCCAAGGCCGUCUCAAAGUGCUUGCUUCAUGCCAUCCCGUCCCCAUUUCAUGUGCAUGAUCUGGACCCGAAUGGACCCAGUGGGGAGAUACCAAGUAAAUGACUUUGGAGCGCGGUCCCAUGCUGGGAAGCCGCUCCAGGGGAGCGGGUGACUUCGCCCGGAGGCGGAGCAGCAUGAGGCGUGCACCCUUCUGGAUUUGAGGGAUACAGGAAAUGUCUGGACAUGAUCCAGAGCGUGGAUGAGCGCGUCUGCCACAGGAGCCGACUUCCAGAAAGAGAAGGACCGAUGGGGCCUCAAGGCCUCAAGGACCUGGAGGUUGACACGCGCACAGGCCUAGCCCUUGAGGCAAUCGAUUUGUGAAGCUUUCCCAGGGAGUUAUUCCAGUGCCGAGUGGUGCAGUUCCAUUGAAAAACAGGAUGACCGUCCUUUGUCAAGGGCUUUUCACAUCGCGCCAUGAUGGCCAUGUAUGUAGGAAAGUGUGGCUAUGUGGGCACGCCACUACACUGGGACAUUAGGCAGUUUCAGCUUGGUUUUAGCUGCCAUCAGUAGGGUUACAAGCGUACUAGACCCAAUUGCAACCCCAUUCACGACUGGAAAUGGACCUACUGGUAGUGACCACACCGAUGGCAAAAGUGAGGUCAGCCAUGAACAGGUUCGUGUCAUGGGAACCCUUACUUCAGAUUGGUGAAUGAUGAUACUUCACCCAGAUUCAAGAGAGAGCUUCCGCCAUAAUGACAGGAGGGGAUCCGGAUCCGUUCCACCACUUGUAGCCCGUAGCUUGCGAGUGGUCUAAUGUUUGGUGUUUAAAGGCCAGCCGAG
Molecule: messenger RNA, 4167 nt
Organism: Effrenium voratum
Lineage: Eukaryota; Dinophyceae; Suessiales; Symbiodiniaceae
Source: the annotation of a GenBank genome assembly